Penicilliopsis zonata CBS 506.65 is the source of this 252-nucleotide messenger RNA. RefSeq lists its product as hypothetical. NCBI's taxonomy places the organism in Eukaryota, Fungi, Ascomycota, Eurotiomycetes, Eurotiales, Aspergillaceae. The transcript has 2 exons. The record is from RefSeq and is a predicted model, not a curated record. Bases 1 to 252 code for a protein of 83 amino acids.
AUGGCUGCCGUCAGAGACUCGGGCUUCUGGAGGCGUUUCUCCCUCGCUGUCCACAUGGACGAGGCCAAAGCUGCCGACAAGGAGACCUUUCUUUCUGACUACUGGAUCGAUCGGCAACAACAGAAAACCCGACGAAGUUAUUGCUGCGGCUGUGCAAUUGCGUUUCUCAUCUCAUUCUUCAUCGCCGCAGCUGUCAUCGUCAUCUGGUGGUUCGCCUCGCAUAACUGGCUGAAGCAAGGUACAAAGGGUUGA